Molecule: messenger RNA, 1233 nt
Organism: Penicillium longicatenatum
Lineage: Eukaryota; Fungi; Ascomycota; Eurotiomycetes; Eurotiales; Aspergillaceae
Product: branched-chain amino acid aminotransferase, cytosolic
Exons: 3
Coding region: 1-1233 (410 amino acids)
Biological process (GO): L-valine biosynthetic process; L-leucine biosynthetic process
Cellular component (GO): mitochondrion
Molecular function (GO): branched-chain-amino-acid:2-oxoglutarate transaminase activity
Source: RefSeq, a predicted model, not a curated record
AUGAAGUCCCUUCAGCAAUUGACCCGCCGAACGGCCCUAACCGGCCUGGCAAUGCCCCGGAUCCUGUCCUCGCAGACCACCGCCGCCAGCCGGCUAUGGCAGAGGAAUUUCAGUGCCACCGCGGCCGCACAAUUGGCCAGUUUGGAUGCCUCCAAACUGACCGUGACCAAGACCCAGACUCCCAAGGAGCUCACUCCUAACAAGGACCUGGUUUUUGGCAAGACUUUCACCGACCAUAUGCUCUCGAUCGAGUGGACAGCUGAAGAUGGCUGGCACACACCCCGCAUUGUUCCCUACCAGAACCUCAGCUUGGACCCCUCCACCUGUGUGUUCCACUACGCCUUUGAGUGUUUCGAAGGAAUGAAGGCAUACAAGGACAAGACCGGUGGCACUCGUUUGUUCCGCCCGAACAAGAAUAUGGAGCGUCUGAACAAGUCCUCCGCGCGUAUUGCCCUACCGACGUUCGAUGGUGAUGAGCUGAUUAAGUUGAUUGGAGAGUUUGUGAAGCUGGAUGAUCGCUUCAUCCCGGAUGCUCGUGGUUACUCCCUGUACCUCCGUCCCACCAUGAUUGGUACUCAGAAGACUCUAGGUGUCGGUCCUCCUGGCUCGGCCCUUCUGUUUGUUAUUGCUAGCCCCGUCGGACCAUACUACCCGACUGGCUUCAAGGCCAUCUCGCUUGAGGCCACCGAUUACGCUGUCCGCGCCUGGCCCGGUGGUGUUGGUGACAAGAAGCUCGGUGCCAACUACGCUCCUUGCAUUCUGCCCCAGCUCGAGGCUGCUUCUCGCGGUUUCCAACAGAACCUGUGGCUUUUCGGUGAAGAGGAAUACGUGACUGAGGUCGGCACAAUGAACCUCUUCAUCGCCUUGAAGAACAAGGAGACCGGUCAGAAGGAGCUGAUCACUGCUCCUCUCGACGGCACUAUUCUCGAGGGCGUGACAAGAGAUUCCGUCCUCGCUCUCGCUCGUGAGAGACUAGAGCCCCAGGGCUGGGUUAUUUCGGAGCGCAAGAUCCGCAUGUCCGACGUCGCGGAGGCUGCCGAGGAAGGCCGCAUGAUUGAGGUCUUCGGUGCUGGCACUGCAGCCAUUGUCAGCCCCGUGCGGAACAUCAGCUACCGUGGUAAGCUGGUGGACUGCGGUUUGAAGAAGGAUGAGGAGGCCGGAGAGAUUGCUCUCCAGAUGAAGAACUGGAUUGAGUCCAUCCAGCACGGAGAUGAGGCACACGAGUGGAGGUAA